Molecule: messenger RNA, 4450 nt
Organism: Rhopalosiphum maidis (corn leaf aphid)
Lineage: Eukaryota; Metazoa; Arthropoda; Insecta; Hemiptera; Aphididae
Product: nephrin-like
Exons: 15
Coding region: 413-3589 (1058 amino acids)
Molecular function (GO): protein binding
Source: RefSeq, a predicted model, not a curated record
UGUGCGCCACGAGCGCGUGUGUAUAAUAAAAAAAAUAAUAAUAUUAUAUGCGUGCCGUCAAACCACCACCGUUGUCGCCCUUUUGCGUUCAACAAUUAUACGUAAUAAGUUCCGGCAAUUAAAACGGUUUCGAUUUUCGUCGUUUAUCGUCCGGCACCACUCGCGGUCUAAAAAUCGCGCGAACUGCCUCCCCGGGACAAAGUCCAGACGAUAAUACGCGACGUGUGCGGCUCCGGAGUGAUGACUUGACUACCCGCGAGGGGCCUUUUCGUGUCCGUUUUUUUUUUAUGUUUUAAAACAUUUUUUUUUUUUUUUGCAAACAAUCGGCGUGUUAGUAUUAUUAUUUUUGUGUUUUGAAAUUUUACGUUUUCAUUUCUUUUUGUCGAAAAAGAUCGUGUAGGCCGCGUGCGACAUGAAGACGGCUGUGCCCGUGAUAUACGCACUUGGGUGUUUGCUGAUCGUCACGGUCCGUGCCUCCGUGGACAGCGGCAGCGGCAGCAGAGGAGCGCCCAAUGAAGCGUCCGUAACCAUCGUCGACGAUGAAACAGUGAUCACCACUAACGUGGAAGCUGUGGCCGGUAUGGUGGCAUAUUUACCGUGCAACAUGACUCCACCUACUCCAAAUGAUCGCGUCACGUUGGUCAUCUGGUUCAAACAAGGACAGACCAAUCCAAUAUACAGCUAUGACGUGAGAACAGGCCCCGUGAAGACGGUGGCAUCCAACACCAAGACACCGAACGGUCCACAGCAAAAGCCAGCCUCGGCUAUGGGCCCGCAUCGGUCCGAUGACAAAACGUUGGACGGUCGAGCAUACUUUCGCGUCACCACGCAACCAGCCGCACUCAUCGUGCAAGACAUUGGUGACAAGGAUGCAGCCGUGUACAAGUGUCGGGUCGAUUUCAAAAAGUCACCCACCAGAAAUUCCAAUGUCAAUUUGACUGUUAUACUGCCCCCGGACCGGCUGAGCGUGCUGAACGAAAAAGGCGAUCACAUACCGCAUUACAUACUCGGGCCGUACAAGGAAGGUGUGACGGUCGAUAUCACGUGCAUCGCAAGCGGAGGACGUCCGCCGCCCCGUGUUACUUGGUGGCAAGAGAAUGCACUAAUCGAUGAGACAUUCGAAACACUACCGGACCGGAAGGUGAGAAACGUGUUGCGCUUAGAACGACUGGAACGCCGUCACCUCAGCACCGUGUUCACUUGUCAGGCAUCCAACAACCACAUGGUGCCGCCCAUAUCGAGCUCCGUCUCGUUGGACAUGAUACUUCGGCCAUUGUCGAUUAAAUUGGUUGGAGAAAAUCGUCCACUAUCUGCAGACUCGCCUGUUAAUAUAAGUUGCCGAGUUACAGGUGCUAAACCACCACCAAUCAUCACCUGGUGGAAAGAUGCCACCCAAAUGACAGAUGCCAAGCAAAUAACAAGUUCGGAUGGUAACGUAACUACGAGUGUGCUAACGUUUACUCCGGCGAUCAAAGACUCGGACAACACGUUGAGCUGUCGUGCAGAGAGCGGCAAGUCGGAUACCGUCAACAACAGACACAGCAAAACCGACGGUCGCCAAUAUCAAUCGGUCGACGUCGAUUCUUCUGAUGGAUGGAAGAUAAACAUAUUUCACGUACCAGUUGUUAACCUUGAACUUGGCAGCAACAUCAACGGGAGUGCAAUACAAGAGGGCAUGGACGUGUACUUUGAAUGUAAUAUUAAAUCCAACCCGUGGGUUUACAGAGUGACAUGGAGACACAACGGAAAGCUGCUAAACAAUAAUCCGGCCGCUGGAACGAUAGUCAGCAAUCAAAGUCUGGUCUUGCAAAAGGUGUCCCGGAGCCGCGCUGGCAUAUACACGUGCGUCGGUAGCAAUCAGGAGGGCGACGGCGAGAGUAAUUCAGUUCCGUUGGAUAUUAAAUUCGCUCCUGUGUGUCGACCCGGACAGGAGACAGUGCAAGGGGUGGGCAGACGCGAAGCUGCCAAAGUCCUGUGUGAGGUGGAGGCUAACCCGUCGGACAACGUCCGGUACACGUGGCGUUUCAACAACUCUCGAGAAACGGUCGACUUGGAUCGUGAUCGUUACACGGAGGAGGGGCCGCGGAGCACCGCUGCGUACACGCCACUUACGCCACUCGAUUACGGGACACUCAUGUGUUGGGCAAGCAACGAGUUCGGCAAGCAAACAGUGCCGUGCGUGUACCAGGUGAUAGCAGCCGGGCGUCCGGACAGCUUGGAAAACUGCACGGUGGUAAACCAGACUUCGGCAUCGCUGGUGGUCCGGUGCCAGCCCGGUUUCGACGGCGGCCUCAGCCAGAGGUUCGUCAUGGAGGUGUACGACCGUCACGGACAGUCGCUGGCCGGCAACGUGACGGCCGACCAACCGGCGUUCACCGUCGGCAGUUUACCGUCUGGCCUGGGAUUCGACAUCAGCGUCUACGCGUACAACAGUCGCGGCCCGUCCGAUCCCGUUCAGCUACACGCCUACACCCUCAAGUCGGCCGAGAAACGCACGGCGGCCACGCCCUCGGGAUUUCGCUUUUCGCCCAUGCUAGCCGUGAUCGCCGUCGGCUGCGUCGCGUCUGUCGUAUCGGUCGCGUGUAUCGUGGCCGUAGCUGUGGCUGUGCAGCGGAAGCGGUCUAGGCGCCGUCGUCGCGAACGGUCGAACGACGAAUCUAAAACGGCCAUCGACGGCGGAACUGGAACAGGAACAGCAGCUGGAACCGGAAUCGGCGAUAGUGGCGGAAUCGAUGGCAGCGGCACAGGAGGAGGGAUCGAUGGAGGUAUAGGAGGAGGCGACGGUGGAGAUCGUCAUCAUCAACGAGCGGAUACCGUCGAUGACGGACUCGAAAAAAAUCCUGACAUCAUACCGCACGACAACGAUUACUUAGACGAAGACGAAAAGGCAUUUGAACGGUUAAACAGUGGCAGAAUAUACUCUUCACGAAUGGUCGACGCAGAAACAUGUAAACAACAAGCUCGCGGACUCAUGCCGCCACCUCCGUCGAUGACGCCACAACAACAGAUCUAUUCUUCGGACAUUGUCGGCGGUUCUCCUUCGGCCGGCGUCGUGUACCCAAAUCUGAUGUGCCCAACGCCGCCACCGCCACCGUCACAGCUGUUGCUCCAUCAGCACUACCAGCAACAGCAGCUACAGCAUCAGCAGCCCGCUGCCGCAUUGCACCACCUCCGGCACAACGGCGGUGGACCUCAGCACGUACAAUACGUGCAGGUCGACCACCAGAACCAGUUUGCCAGCCACCCACACCAGCACCACCAUCUGCACCAUCAUCCCCUGCCGCCACCGCACUACCAGCCGGUCCCGCAGGCCCGUACCAUGACCCUUGGCCGGUACCACAACAACCACAAACACGGUCACAACCAGCAGCAAGACCGUUCUGCCGAGAUACCGCUGUUGUUGGCCGCCCAGCCUGGGCUCCAACACCAUCAUCAGCUCCACCAGCGCGAGAGCACGACCGACUUGACGGUGGACCAGCAGCUGCAGCAGAGGGGCGCUGCCGUACCAGUUUUCGGCAAACCGCCGCCGUCGACUGCCCCAUCGCAACAGCAGCAACAGCAGCAGAUCAUCGCGGCCACGCGGUUCUGACAGACGGACUUCGAGCCGAUUCCCGAGGACGAUUUGGUCAUGUUGUGAACUCGUCCCCCAGACAACCUCCACCGCGUACGACGACGACCACAACUGCUACUGACCGUAUAUUAAACGCAUAGUAUACGGACCGCGGACAUUCGGCAAAUACGCCUGACGUAUUUUUUUUCAUGAAAAAGAAAAAUGCUCGGGGGAUUGAACGAAAAAAAAAUGUUUUAAAUUUUUCUCAAAUUAUUUGAUAAUAUUAUUAUUAUGUUUUCUACUGUUGUUGUUGUUCGAUUUUCGUACCACGUCUCGCGCGCCGCUUUCAAUCAUACAAUAAUAUAACAAACCGUUGCGAUCGUGACGACGAUAUUACUAUAAUAUAAUAAUCAUUAUCCGUACCGCGAUAUAAAUAUAACGCUUAACCCGAACAUUGCCUUUAAGUUCCUUGAAGUUUCCGAAAAACUGAAUCGCCAUCGAUGUCCGCCCCCCCCCUCACCCGCCGAACGGUCUCUGUAAGACAAUUAGGCAUAAUAUCGUAAUAAUAAUAAUGAUAAUAAUGUGGACACUCGACGCACCUCCCCACCGUCACACGACCCCCUCACCACCCCACCACCGACCAAUCGUCACGGAUGAAAAACGCCAUGUCGUGACGCCGCCGGCGGUGGAUCCGCGUAUCUACGUAUACGGUCGUUAUAAAUUUUUCGGGGACACGAUAAUUAAUCACGGGAAACCAUCUCAAAGUAUAAUAAAUCCCGAAACUAUAUACGGGACAUCUGUUUCGUCGCUCCCGAAAACUCUUACGGGCACACUCAAAACAUCAUUAUAAAAGUUUCACCGUUGUAAUAUAAUAUAUUACAUUGUGUACGCGCGCGCGCG